Lontra canadensis (Northern American river otter) is the source of this 1804-nucleotide messenger RNA. It is a transcript of the gene CATSPERQ, whose product is annotated as transmembrane protein 249. The record is from RefSeq and is a predicted model, not a curated record. The transcript has 7 exons. The coding region runs from base 1 to 873 and encodes 290 amino acids. NCBI's taxonomy places the organism in Eukaryota, Metazoa, Chordata, Mammalia, Carnivora, Mustelidae.
AUGGGGGAGGCCUGCUCAGCCGUGGGGUGCACCCCUUCUAGAACACGCUGUUCAGAACUUCUAGAACCCAGGCCGCGCCCAGCCUGGCCACCGCCUCAGCUGGUGUCGCUCUUCUGCCUUUUGAAAGCCUUCCUGAAGGGCAGCCCUGGAGCCUUCGUUGUCCCCAGGGGCCGUGUCCACGGCCUGCCCACGACCUCCGGGGGCAAGCGCUUCCAGCUCUGGGCGCUGGGACUCUUCUGCACCGAGCGCCACCUGGCCCAGCGCCUUAAGCACGACAGCUUCUACCCGUUUACCCAGCAGCAGCCCAAUGUCUUCGUGCUGGAGUACUACCUGGACACGCUGUGGAAGGGCGCUCUGCUCUUCGUCGCCUGCCUCGUCCUCGUCAGCUUCGGCCUCGUGAGCCAGGUGCUGAAGCAGGAGACGUGGGGCUUCCCCGCGUGCGGCGUGGUCGUUGGCCUGUGGCUCCUGAUCUCGUCCCUGCCGCGGCGCCGCCUGGUGCUGAACCACACGCGCGGCACGUACCACUUCUCCAUCCAGGGCCGCACCGUGUGCCAGGGGCCCAUGCACCUGGUCUACGUGCGCCUGGCGCUCAGCUCCGACGCCUACGGAAGGUGCUUCUUUCAGUUGGUUCUGUGCGGCCACCAGCUCGAGCCGCUGGUGCUGGUGCAGCUGUCAGAGCGUUACCAGCAGAUGGAAUACCUGGGCCGUCACAUUGCCCGGAAGCUCAACAUUAACUACUUUGACUGCUUGGCCACUUCGUACCGGCACGUGGUCCGCCACUGGCCGCUGGGGGCCACGUUCAGCCCCGGCAUCCUGCAGCGCAAGCCGGGCACCUAUAAGAGACGGAGCUUUCAGUCCUACCUGGACGUGUGACGCCACAGGCAACCCCGAGACCACACUCUCCCUUCCCGGCCAGUCUCUCCCCUUCACCCCACCGCUAGUCUCCUCCUCAGUAAAGCCAUCUCUUGCUUCCAGACAAGUGUUUCCUCCGUGGGGGGUGUAGGGUGGGGGACACCCGCUCCAGGGUCUCCCCUGGUGCACACCUCUCAGGACCUCAGGGAGCUUGCCAGGGAGCAAAUCUUGGAGUUGGGUUGGAAGACUGGGGGUGGGGGUGGAAGCAGGGUGAGUCCGGGCUGGUAGCCCCUCCAGGCAUCUGGACUCCUCAGGGGCAGGACAGGCUGCCUGUCGCACGGUCAGCAGCCCUUCCCUGUCCUUCUGGCCUUGGAAGUGUGGACCAAUGAGCCGCAUCUAGCAGUCAGAAUUGGGUCAGUCUGAGUCACUUCCUAGUCCAGUCAGCAGUGGGAUGGGGCACAGCCACAGGACCAGCCUUGUGCCUGGGGGUACGUCUUAGACUAGACCGUCCCCGGAGUCGCUGCUGCAGAGCCCUAGGCCAGGGUUCAAGGCCUGCUGGAACUCCAGCCCCAUGUUGCCUUGUCCAGUGGGCAUUCCCACCACCUGGGAGCCGCUACUGGAGCAGAGGGCAGUGGGCCACUGGGGACUCAGGAGGAGGGGCAACUGGCACUGUCCACGUAGCUAUCCUGGCCAACAUCUUUCCUCAGGGCCAUGCUGGUGACCCAGGUCAUUGGGCUUUGUGUCCAUGAUGUCCCUGGGACCAGAACCAGCUGCAUAAUUGGCAGAGCCCCAAGUAAAAUGAGAACACAGAGCCUCUUGAUAAAAAGUUAUUAAGUGUCCAGAAGGGGGUGCCUGUGUGGCUCAGUGGGUUUGGCUCCCCUUGUGAUCCUGGGACUGGGACUGAGCCAAGCAUCAGCCUCCCUGCUCAGCGGGGAGCCUGCUCCCCCCCCAG